AUGGUGCGGCAUCUCGAGUACCCUAAGAAACCUCACAAUACUGUGAAGAGAUACAACAACAGAGGAACUUAUGACCUUGGAAUCAUUCACUCAAUCAUCAACACCACCUCGGUCCUCCAUGUCUCGUUCGCCCCCAGCCCCGAGCAGCCCUUUCCCGCAAUCUUGCCAAUGAUUGGGGUUAUGGGUUCGUUCGAGUAUCCUUCAGCCAGCAUUGAGGAGCCGCUGGAUUGUUAUCUUCACGGAUAUGUCAGCUCGAGGAUUAUGCGCCUGGCUCGAGAAUCCCCGGACGGCCUGCCCCUCUGCGUCGCUGCCACCAAGGUCGAUGGCCUGGUGCUGUCCCUGACCCCCAAUUCCCAUAGUUACAACUACCGAUCGGCGGUUUUGCAGGGCUACGCCAAGCCAGUCGAGACGGACGAAGAGAAGCUGUACGCAAUGCGACUGAUCACCGACAAGGUGGUCGAUGGACGAUGGGAAAACACUCGAGUCCCCCCUGACAACGUCGAGAUGACUUCCACUACCAUUUUGAGAGUCAAGGUCGAAACCGGGAGCGGAAAGAUCCGGCAAGGAGGGCCUCAUGACGACGCAAAAGACGAGAAUAGAUCCGACAUCACCGAAAAGGUCUGGACCGGAGUGGUGCCCGUGUAUGAGGCGUUCGACGCCCCAAUACCCAGUGCCACCAAUAAGGUCAAGGACCUUCCACCAUAUCUUGGUUCAUACCUGUCCGAGACAAACGAUCACAACAGGGAGUCGGCUCUCAACGCUGUUAAGGAGCCAUGA
Messenger RNA from Fonsecaea erecta, 777 nucleotides. RefSeq lists its product as hypothetical. The record is from RefSeq and is a predicted model, not a curated record. The coding region runs from base 1 to 777 and encodes 258 amino acids. NCBI's taxonomy places the organism in Eukaryota, Fungi, Ascomycota, Eurotiomycetes, Chaetothyriales, Herpotrichiellaceae. The transcript has 2 exons.